Messenger RNA from Leishmania major strain Friedlin, 7350 nucleotides. RefSeq lists its product as hypothetical. The record is from RefSeq and is a predicted model, not a curated record. Lineage: Eukaryota; Euglenozoa; Kinetoplastea; Trypanosomatida; Trypanosomatidae. Gene Ontology annotation, biological process: proteasomal ubiquitin-independent protein catabolic process. The transcript has a single exon. Gene Ontology annotation, cellular component: cytosol; nucleus. Gene Ontology annotation, molecular function: peptidase activator activity; proteasome binding. The coding region runs from base 1 to 7350 and encodes 2449 amino acids.
AUGUCCUCUUCGCGUUCGUGGUCGUCAUCAGAUGGCGACGACAACGACCACGCGGCCUCGUGGUGGAGCGAUGGCAGCGACGCGGCGAAUUCGGUGACAGACGAGGCGAACGCCAACGUUGCGACGCCUUGCCAUCGCAGCGAGGAGGACAGACCGGCGGUGGACGGCGUUGCCGACCGCGUGUGGGGCACCGGGCGACUGGAGCCGAGGGAGCGCAUUCAUCGGUACAUCGACCAAUGCAUUCCUCCAGCGCUCAUGUCCCAUCAGCGGUCCGCGGACGGGCCUCUGCUCGUCCAGCUGUGUGCGGAACUGGAGGCAUUCGGCACGCCAAAGGCGUGGGCGAAUCACGUGCCCGCUACGGUGUUUGACGAGUACGCGGCGACAGUCGAAGAGGACGCGAGGGGCAUCGAGGCAACUCACCCCGCCAGCGCCGCCCUGGAGCUGGGGCCGCGAGCUGACUUGUUCGAAGCGGCCUUGUACUCAUGCGAGGACGUGGCGUACCCCUCGCACCCGUCGUUGGCGGAGCUGCGCCGCGCUGCGGAGUGUGGCAGCGGCGCCACCGUCCCCUGGUCGACGCUGACGCGUCACUUGUCGUACCUGAGUGUGCGACUUCACGGGGUGCUAUCUGCGCCACACGGCUGCUGUGGCGCCUACGUGCUUCCGCUACGCCUUCAGGCGGCGGUGGUGCCGCUUCUCUACGCCUGGGCGACGCACUGGCCCCUUAUCGAGGCGGAUAUCGAGUGCUGGCGAGCGGUCGUGCGCUGCUUUUACGUGGCGUGCCGACCACCGAGCCCUGGUAAGGGGUCCUCCGGCGCGAAUGCGGCGGCAGCUUGCAGAUCAACCUUCACGCUGCCGUGGCAGCCGUUGGCGGCACUGUGCCUGAGCGCUCGAGACAAGCGGAACGCUGAGUUGCCCUCGUGGCGCUCCACACUCACCGCCAUCGUCACUUCGUUGCCGUCGCUGUGCCGUCGCGCGUCGCCUCACUUUAGCGCUGCCGCCGUGGACGGCCUCUGGGGCCUCGUGGCCGGCCAACUCGCGCCGACGGAGGACGGCGUUGCUGCGCUGUCCCUGUUUGUGCGACUCGUGCCGUACCGCCACCUCUGCCAGCUGCAAACGGAUGUGGUCGUAACGCAUGGCGCAAUCGAGAACGAGGUCACCACCUCGACAAGGGAGAACGACCGCGGGUCUCACAGACAGCAGGAGGGCGAGCUCGCAUCCACCACGGCGGCGGCCGCGCCGCCGCAGCUGACGGCACGCGCAAAGCAAAUCCUGCGCUUCUUGCUGGUGGAGACGGCAACGUGGCAACCGCCAGGUUGUCCCUCGCCUGCGGUGGCACCGAGCGGCGCCAGAGGGAAGAAGUCGAAAGCGUCGCCGCAGGACUUUUACCUCACAUGGGAGAAGGCCGUCAUGACCUUCGCCGGGUCGCUUGCACGCGCGCAUCCCGGAGUCGCUGGCAUGGACGCAUUUGCGGAGCCUCUCUUCACCGCGUGGCUGCAGGCGCUACAGCUGCCGGCAGGGAGCGGCGCCGGACUUCCAGGCGCUUCCGCGACAUCGGCGGCCGCCGUGUCGCAUCUCAUGCGUAAGGGAGGUCAUGAGGCCAACUCGCCAAGGGGCUCGAACACUGCGCGUGGUGGGACAGACGCGAGCUCGCGCGCAAGCAGCCGGACAGCGGCGCGGUACGUGCGCCUGCUGAACGGCUUCCCGGACACCGGCGACUCACCGCUUUGGCGCCAUUUGGAGCGGUGGCUCCACGCCACGAGCGUGCUGGUGCGUCCUGGCAUGCCGUGCACGAAAGGCAGUGCAGCUGAUCGCGUGUGCCACUGCUACAGCUCACUGGCGCGCGAGGCAGUUCGUCGCUGCGCUCUCAGUGAGAAGAGGGCAGCACCUAAGCUCCAGGCGUCACGCGGCGCGGCAGUCGUAGAGGGGCCUGACGCGCAAGCCAGCGCACCUCCCGACGAUGCUGCUGCUGAAUCGACGGCGGCGCAGGCAGCGCGCCGCUGGAGCCCUGCCACGGUGGAGCGGUUUGUCUCUCUGCUUCUUCCGCAUGCCGUGGCGGCGUUUCAGGCACGGGCGCGGCAGGCGCAGCCGCUGUUGUGGGCGCUGCUGCGGCUGUCGCCCGCCACGGUGCUGCCAGACUUUCUGAAUUGUGUGCGAACAGGCCUACGCAGCCCCACGGAGGUGGCGGCGCAGCGUGCUGUCUCAACCCGGCUUCUCACCGGCGCCGUGCCCACCAUCCUGGCAGAUGCAGAGGCCGCGUCGCCGCUGUCGUCCAACACGAGCAGCGCUACUCUGCUUGCUUUCCUGCGGGAGACGCUGCCGUCAAUGCUCGCGUUCGUGAAUCCGAGCGACGUGGUGAGUGCGCUGCCUGUCCUCUCGCUCGUGGCGGUCGCGACGAGCUACGCCGGAGCGGAGGAGGUGUUCGGCACCGUCGACGAGGUGGACGCCUUUGCGAAAGCCUACGUGGCGCGGGUGCUUCCGCUCUUCGCUGCCAACGCCGACGUGAGCGACGGCCACUUUCCAAACGCCGAGGUGAUGGUUCGUGCGUUCCUGCGGACUCUGCCGUCGACGGCUCUCUCGAUGGUGACGCGCGAGGUGUUGCGAGAGGCGCAAAGCCGUGAUCACGGUGCUCGCAUGGCCGAGCUGGUGCGCAUGGUUGCUGCCUGCGCGCCGGCUGAGGCAUGGGAUUGGGCACAGAAGCACUGGCUCCGAGUGCUGCUUGAUCCGUCUGCGCGAGAUGCCGAGGUGGAGUGGGCGGCACCGCUGCUAGCGGCCUGCGUCGCCGACCUGGGCGACCGCUCGCUCGCACGCGCGCACGCCGUAUCGAUCUGGCGCGGCGUGCAACUGCAGCUCCGCAUCCUGACUAGCAAGAAGCGUCGUACCGCUGGCGCCCAAGUCAUGGAUGCGCUCAUGACAUCGCUGAUGCGGCCGCGGGAAUGUGCCGAGACCCAUCUUCGCAUCUCAAGCGGCAAGCAGCUUCGACUGCAGCAGCUGCAGGCGGUGGCGGCGGCCCCGGGCUGUACUCGUGUACCGGGUGCUGCUACUGAACUGCCGUUGCCGAGGAUCGGCACGGCAACGGAGGCGCGGGUGUACGUAGAGUGGCCGGGUGCAGAGGAUGUGCAGGUGGCGGUGGAUCUCUUCAACGCGUCCCUCGAAGACUGCGUGCACUUGAUUGAGGAGGUGAGUAGUGGCGCCGUCCUCAAUACCGCCGCAGCAGGGGCGACAGUGGCUGUUUCAAGCGAUGGUGACAUUUCGCUUUACGCGCAGUUCUUCGCGGUUGCCUCCACCGCCACCGCAGCACCGAGCGGCGGCGCUGAUGCUGUCUUGUGCGAGAGUGCCGCCGCUGUGACGCGGUACAGCGUCCUGGAAGGGACGCUGCACUGGAUUCAGCGACUCCUCUGUGCAUGUGAGUGGGUGUUUAUUGAGCCGACGCCGACCGCGACGGCAGCGGACCCACAGCAGACGCGCGGCGUGCCGUGGUGGGACGUGAAUCCGCACGUGCCGUGGCGCCCCACCGGCGCCCCGUUGCUCCCAGCGUCGUGCAGGCCAGCGUACACGCGGGCGGAGGUUUUUGAAGUGCUUCGCAGGUGCGUGUGUCUUCCCAUGCUGCGUCAGCACGUCGUCGUCCCCUUGCGUCAGUGCGGCGUGGAGUUGAAGGAGUGGUUUGGCGCGUCUUCCGGCGAGGAGGCGUCCACGUCGGCUGACGACAGCCAAGCUGACGUGAUGGAGCUGCUGCGGCUGCUCCAGUGGCUGUCGUCUUCCAUUGUGCGGCUGCCGCAGCAGCGGUGGCGACCGGCCGCGUCGCUCUCGCACUACCUGCGCCGCAUCAUAGGGAGGCAGUGCCCAUGGGUGCGUCGACGUCUACCGCUGGGGUGCUGGGCCGACCGCUCGCUGCAGCUGCAGGUAGAGGCGGUGGCGCACGGGCAUCUACCAGUGACGCAGAAGACGUUCUCGGACGUUGUGUCCAUUGCGCAGAGCCUGUGUCUGUCGCCGCGGCGGUCCGUGUGGGGUGGUGCGAUGCGGCUGCUCGUGCACGUGCGCCUCUUCGGCGCCCUCGACAGCGCCUCGCUUGCGAUGUUCGAGGGCCGGGUGCGCGCCGUGGCGGCCGACAUCGUUUCCCAGUGGCGGGCAGGGGUGGCGUCUGCAGCGUCGGACGCCGCCGUGGCGAAGGCGGCACUGCGUCCACAGGAGCAGCUGCGGCUGCUACCUGCGACCACCACAGCAGCGGUCGAAAGCCCCGGUUACGGCAACGGUAGAGCUGGCCAGCCACUUGUCCUCAGCACUCCGGCGGUCAUCGGAGUCGCACCCUCCGCGACGCUGCGGCUGCACACGCUGCAGGGUGCAAUGGAAGGGGUGCAGACGCUCCUGAUGUCACUGGCCCUCAACCGCGAGUUCUUCGAGGCGCCAACCACGUGCAUGAAAUCGCUGCGCUUCCUGGUCCGCUUCCCGGAAGAGCUGCGCUCCGUCACCGCCGGGCUGCUGCUGCCUCAGUUCACGGAGCGCGUGCGCUCGGCCAAAACGCUUCUCAUCACCGGCGCUGCCCGCUCUCCCGCCUUCACGGAGGAGUUGGUGCAGCUUGCCUACGAGCUUGCUGCCACGUACCCCGCGCGCGCCGUGCUACUUGUGGCGUACGCCCAUCUCGUCUACUGGCCGUCUCCGUGUCGCUGGGUCUCUCUGCGCGCCGUACGUUACCUAGCGCGCCUGUCCCUAUCUUCUCACGUCGUCCUGCGGUGCGUGGCAGCUGACCUCUUACAGGCUGUGUCGGUGCCGGUCACCGUGCGUGAACCGACGUGGACGGUGUGUGCGGUUCCCGGUGCCCUUGCGGUGCCCGCGUCCUUCCUACUGCCACCAGACGCAGCGAAGGAGCUGCUGAGUGAGAUGGAGCAGCGAGCGCAUGAGGCUGCCGUGGCAGCGGUGCAGGACUGCGUGCAACGGCUGACGGAGGCAUGCCCGUUGAUGCCCUACUACGUUGGCACGAAGGGCCUCGUGCUUCCGCUGAGUUACCUCACGGUGCCCAGGUGCGCAGCGUCCGCGCUGGGCCUGCAUCCGGUGCAGCCAGGCGCCGAAGCGACGUCUAGUCACUGCACCGCGAUCACCGGCGCCGCCUUUGUGGACGCCAUCACGUACAUGCAGCCGUCCGGCGCUGCCGCGUACCGUCGCCAGUGGCUCGCGACGUUGCUGGGCGGCAUGAAUGGCGGUGGUGGCGGCGUCACGGUCGUGGAUGCGGAUGAGGAGGAGAGCUGCCGAGCAGCAGACGCAACCGCGCGACAGCUGAGUCCGCAUUCGUGGGUGCUGCGGCUGCUAGCACUGCCAGUCGAGUGUUCGCAAGUGCAUCAUGACCGCCAGGUCGCGUCUCCAACCACGGUCGUAAAGCUGCUCGCCUCGCUGUCGCAGGAGCCGGCGGUGAAUGAUGCAUCGUUGCCGUUCUCUUCUGCUGCCUCGCUGUUGCUCGAGUGGGGUGAUGAUGCACUGCGGGCGUGGCGACGCCGUCGUGGUAAAACCAACCAGCCCCGCGGCGGGGAAAAGCAACGCACAUGCGCUGCGGACAUAAACGAUUGUGACGGCCCUUCCGUGUCGCUCUCCGAGCGUGGUGUGGCAGAGACGCCGCCUACUCACCUCACCGGUGGCGAGGGAGACGCACAAGGGCAUGCUGGCGAGCAUGACGGUAAGGAGGGCACCAGAGAAGUGGAAGAGGAUGAGAUGUACCGCCUCUUCCGCUCUCUCGCGAUUGUGUCCUCGGCCGUGCUGCGACUGACUGCCCCACUGCGGCCGGCUGCAGCGCCGAGCUCGGCUCACAAGGGUCCCACAGAUGCGGAGCUGCGAACGCGGGCAGUGCACUUCUUCUCAGACGUUGUCGCGUGCGUCUGCAGCCAUGCGGCCGUGCCGCACCGCGUCGCGCAGCGGGUCAUGUUUGUGGCUUUCACGACGCUGGGAGAGUCGCUGGCGUCAGAGGAGUUGUGGAUGGUGGUCUAUGCCUUGGUAGGUCAACUGGGAAGUACGGCCCACGCGGAGACCGCGACCACCGCCGCUGAUGACGCCUGCAACGGCGGCAGUGAUACGUGGUCACAGCGACGGCAGCGCCUCUUGUCCUUCAUUGGUGCCCUCUUUUGCGGCGUGCCGCCAGCGGUCAUCGGUGCCAACCUCCCCAGGCUGGUCGCCCUCGUCGAAGCGCAAGCGCAGGUUUUCAGCUUCUCUUCGGCGGACCAGGUGCGGCAGAUGGCGGCGAUGGCUGUGGCGCAGCUGAUCGGUUUCACGGCUCUGCAGAGCAGCCUUCGAGUUGAGUUUAACGACUGUCGCACCGCCGCUGAUGCGCUGAUGGUCUCGCUCAUGCAGCGUGCCAACACCACCGUGUUCCAUGGACGGCUUCCGCUUGUGUGUCUCGGGGUCGAAAGCGAGGACAGCCUGUCGAAGGCCUUGCCAGCGACUCGCGUUGCCACCGCCAUCAGCAGCGGUGAGGCACCUGACUCUGUCGGUGCUGGAUCGCCGACUUCCCAAGACGCUGCGCUGCUUACCUUCACCGCUCUGUGCCUUCAACAAUCCCCGGCGGACAUGCUGGAGGCACACGCACGCGACAUGGUGCUGCUGCUCUGCUGCUGUCUUGACCUGUCCUUCACGGAGGUGCAGCGGCUGCACGAGGCGGUGGAGGCGGCUCUCGCCUCUCUGGUGGCUCUUCCGAUGUCCAAGGCUCGUGUCCAUGAGUUGAUCGAGCAGCUCUGCAGUGUCUGUACCGGCUCCGUCUCGUAUGGCACCUCACGACGGGCGAAGGUGGCGUGCACGCGUGCACUGCGUCGGCUCAUCUUUCCGAACCUGCACCGCAUCGGCAGGUUUGCCGUCAUGGAGCAGGUUGCUGCCGCGAGCCUUGCUGCAUUGGCACAUCGUGACGCCGGCAUCCGUUCCGAGGGUAGCCACCUGUUGGCCGUGCUUACCAAGGUUGCGGCCGAAGCGCAGACACGCGUGCUAGUGCAGCGGCUGAUUCAGGAGCUGCGUCAGCUGCCUCGUGAAACCGCCGCUGCCGCGUCUGCGGUGUCAGAGCACCAGCGGGAGGAUGGCCCCCCCCGCAGUGGUGCAGGCACAGUAUCUGUGGGCCGUCGCGUGGUCCUCGUGCAAGCGCUCGGCGCGGUGGUGCUGGCCGACCCAGGUGAACCGUCCUCUUACGUACCAAAGGUGAUGGUGCAGCUCGCGGGCUGCGCGCGGGAGGGCAACACCGAGUGCGGCCGUGUGGCGAAGCGCGUCUUCGAGGAAUGGUGGCAUGCGCACCGCGAGGGGUGGGAGCACGUGUACAAAUCGCGCUUUACUCCCGUGGAGGUGGAUGCGAUGUCCGACCUUCUCCUCGCACCACGGUACUACGCAUAG